Messenger RNA from Populus trichocarpa (black cottonwood), 3172 nucleotides. Its product is annotated as receptor-like protein 1. Bases 135 to 3038 code for a protein of 967 amino acids. Gene Ontology annotation, molecular function: protein binding. NCBI's taxonomy places the organism in Eukaryota, Viridiplantae, Streptophyta, Magnoliopsida, Malpighiales, Salicaceae. The record is from RefSeq and is a predicted model, not a curated record. The transcript has 8 exons.
UCCGUGGGAUGGGAGACCGUUGCCGUCGUGCAGUUUUUCCCACGGCAUGGGUCCGUGAAGUCCUCUAUAAAAGCCUAAACCUCCUCCCUGUCCUCUAUAACAAAUAUUGAUCAGCAUUUCUAUUUGAUAUUAAGAUGGGGCUUCUACUUCAGAUGUUGAUGGUGUUAGUAAUGAUGGUUUCCCUGCAAGGAUGGCUGCCUCUUGGUUGCUUGGAGGAAGAGAGAAUCGCUCUGUUGCACCUCAAAGAUGCUCUUAACCAUCCCAAUGGCACAUCCCUACCCUCCUGGAGAAAAGGUGACGCCGACUGUUGUUCUUGGGAACUUAUUGAGUGCAACAGCAGCAGCACAGGUCGAGUCACCAUGCUCAAUCUUGGGAGCGUAAGGAAUCAGGAACUGGGAGAUUGGUACUUGAAUGCCUCCUUGUUUCUUCCUUUUCAACAACUCAACACUCUCUCCUUGUCAGAUAAUCGUAUAGCUGGUUUGGUUGAGAAGAAAGGUAGUUAUGAACAGCAGAGAUUGAGCAAUUUGGAGCAUCUUAACUUGGAAUUAAAUCACUUUGAUAACAGUAUUCUAUCAUUCUUGGAGGGGUUUUCGUCUCUUAAAUCAUUAUAUUUAGGUUAUAAUAAACUGGAGGGGUUAAUAGAUUUGAAAGAAUCUUUGAGCAGCUUGGAGGACUUGGAUUUGAGCGGCAACAAUAUUAACAAAUUGAUAGCCUCAAGAGGUCUAAGCAACUUGAGUGCUCUAAGGCUAGAAAAUAUCACAACCUAUGAAAGUAGCUUCCAGUUACUGCAAUCAUUAGGAGCAUUUCCAAACCUCACAACACUUUAUCUGAGCUACAAUGAUUUUAGAGGAAGAAUAUCAGCUUUGCAAAAUUUGAGCUCUUUACAAAGUUUAUAUCUGGACCGUUGUUCUCUAAAUGAACACUCCCUUCGAAUUUUUGGAGCAUUGCCUUCUCUAAAACACCUGUCUUUACAAGAACUAAGCGACACUUUACCUUCUAUAGACUUCCUUUUUCUCAAGAACUUGGAAUACUUGGAUUUGAGUUACAAUACUCUCAAUAAUAGCAUCUUUCAAGCUAUUGGAACGAUGACCUCUCUCAAAAUUUUAAGGUUGCAGAGCUGCGGACUAGAUGGUCGAAUACCUACAGCCCAAGGCUUUCUUAAUCUCAAGAACUUGGAAUUCUUGGAUUUGAGUUUCAAUACUCUCGACAAUACCAUCUUCCAAACCAUAGGCCUAUGUGACUUAAAUCAUCUCCAAGUGCUAAAUAUGUAUGGCAAUGAUCUCAGUGGUUUCUUGCCUCCGUGUCUGGCAAAUUUGACUUCUCUUCAACAACUAAAUCUCUCUUACAAUCACUUGAAGAUCCCUAUAUCAUUGAGCCCAUUAUACAACCUUUCAAAACUCAAGUAUUUUGAUGGUUCAAGUAAUGAAAUAUACGCAAAAGAAGAUGAUCAUAAUCUAAGCCCAAAGUUCCAGUUAGAGUACCUUUCUUUGAGCGGUCGUAGACAAGGUGCGAGAGCAUUUCCAAAGUUUCUUUACCAUCAGUUCAACUUACAAUAUGUGGAUCUUACAAACAUCCAAAUAAAGGGAAAGUUUCUAAAUUGGUUGAUUGAGAACAACACAUACCUACAAGAUCUUUAUUUAGAAAACUGUUCUCUUUCAGGUCCAUUCUUGUUACCAAAGAAUUCUCAUGUGAAUUUGUCAUUCCUAAGUAUAUCCAUGAAUUACUUCCAAGGUCAAAUCCCUUUAGAAAUCGGAGCUUAUUUACCAAGGUUAGAAGUUUUAUUGAUGUCAGAUAAUGGUUUUAAUGGAAGCAUUCCUUCCUCGUUGGGUAACAUUAAUUCGCUGCAAGUGUUAGACCUAUCCAACAAUGUUUUGACUGGAAGAAUACUUUCGAACAACAGUUUGCAAAGGCAGAUCCCUGGAUGGAUAGGGAAUAUGUCUUCUCUUGAAUUCUUGGACCUAUCAAGGAACAAUUUCUCUGGUCCUUUACCAUAUAGAUUCGGAACUUCUUCAAAAUUGAGAUAUGUUUAUUUGUCUAGAAAUAAGUUGCAAGGACCGAUUGCAAUGGCAUUUUAUGACUCCUCUAAGAUAUUCGCAUUAGAUCUUUCCCAUAAUGAUUUAACUGGUAGAAUUCCAGAAUGGAUAGACAGGCUAUCUAACUUGAGAUUUCUACUCUUGAGUUAUAACAAUCUUGAAGGUGAAAUCCCAAUUCAAUUAUGCAGGUUAGACCAAUUAACCCUGAUUGAUCUUUCUCACAACCACCUUUCUGGUAACAUCCUUUCUUGGAUGAUAUCUACUCAUCAUUUCCCACAACAAAACAAUUCUCGUGAUUCUGUGUCCUCAUCACAACAAUCUUUCGAGUUUACAAUGAAGAAUGCAUCCCUUUCUUAUAGAGGCGACAUUAUCCAGUACAUCACAGGAAUUGAUUUCUCAUGCAACAAUUUCACUGGAGAGAUUCCUCAUGAAAUUGGAAACCUCAGCAUGAUCAUGGCAUUGAACCUUUCGCACAAUAGUUUGACUGGACCAAUUCCACCAACAUUUUCAAACUUAAAGGAAAUAGAAAGCUUGGAUCUUUCCUACAACAAACUGGAUGGAGAAAUCCCACCUCGACUUACUGAGCUAUUUUUUCUAGAAGUUUUCAAUGUGGCACAUAAUAAUCUAUCCGGCAAGACUCCUGCGAGAGUUGCACAGUUUGCUACUUUUGAGGAGAGUUGCUAUAAGGACAAUCCUUUUCUUUGUGGAGAACCGCUACCCAAAAUUUGUGUUACGGCUAUGCCACCAUCACCAACACCAACACCAAUACCAAUUUCAACGAACAAGAACAACGAAGAUAAUGGUGGUUUCAUAGAUAUGAAGGUUUUCUAUGUGACCUUUGGGGCUGCAUACAUCAUGGUAUUAUUGAUGAUGAGUGUAAUUCUGUGCAUAAAUUCAUAUUGGCAGCAACAAGCUUGGUUUUACUUUAUUGAGGUGAGCAUCAACAAUUGCUAUUAUUUUAUUGUGGAUAAUCUUCCUAUUUUAUCCAAGUUUGGGUUUUCAUAGCAUCGUUUUGUAUUCUAGUUUUAAGAUUUAAACAAGUUUAAAUGUAAUGUUAUAUUGAUUUUCAUUUGUGUUUUGUUUUUAUUUUUAGUUUCUAUAUGACAUAUAAUAAUGAAGUUUCUUUACUGAUUGCUCUA